GGACGGCUUACGAAAUACAAAUGACUCCAACUGAGGUUCAGGUUGUUUCCCGCGCUUUCACUGAAACCUCUUCACCAUCUUCAAAGUUCACUUUGAAAUAUUCUUAUCGAUGUUCCGACAACUUACGCGACGCACUCCGAAUGUUUUCGGUGUUAUUUCAAUACAAGUCUUCCUAUUCAGCCUCGAUUCUCAGCUGAUCCGAAAACAGCUGACUACUUUAAUCCCAGUGGUGGACGAAUGCUGAAAUCUUGAGAACUACAAUCGUCAACCACCAUGUCUCGGAAGCACGUAUACUGUUCUUCAGAUGGAUUGGUGAUGAAAUCUCUUCAAGGCGCCGUUGCUUUGAAUCCCUCUCUUCGCUUACAUCAAGCCUCUAAAACGGUCUACGUCUCCCCUCCAUCCUUACAAGCCAAGGUCUCCGUGAUUUCCGGCGGAGGGGCAGGGCAUGAACCAGCUCAUGCAUCCUAUACAGGCUAUGGCAUGCUUGCGGCCUCUGUUUCCGGCGAGAUCUUUGCAAGUCCGAGCGCUAAACAGAUACUCUCUACGAUUCGUCUAGCGGCUUACGCCGGCGAAGACGUUCACCCUAGAAGGAAUACAAUCACAGACAGAUCUGCUAUCCACGUCCCUCAUAGGAAGGAUGUCCUUGCUAUCAUUAACAACUAUACCGGAGACCGACUCAACUUCGGCCUUGCGAUCGAGAAGGCUCGGGCAGAAGGGAUCCGGGUUGAUAGUGUCGUCGUGGCUGACGACGUUUCGCUUCUUCAUUCUGAAAGCUCUAGUCUUGUUGGUCCACGAGGGCUUGCCGGUAAUAUUCUUGUCUGCAAAAUUUUGGGAGCCCUAGCUGAACGAGGAUCCUCCCUUGAAAACCUCAAACACGCGGGAGACACUAUUGUUUCUCAUCUCGCAAGUAUCGGUGUUGGGCUGGAUCAUUGCCAUAUACCUGGUAAUAACUCCUAUAGUGCCACCAUUGGUGAUGAUGAGUGUGAAGUAGGGCUGGGACUCCAUAACGAACCGGGCGUACAUAGGAUGGACAUAAGGGAUUCAGUGAAGCUUAUCGAUGAGCUAAUAGGGAAGUUAUUGCGCUCGCGAGGUGUCGUAGAUGGAGGUAGAGAUAGUUUUGUUCAGGAAGGAGAUAUCACCGUCUUGUUCGUGAACAAUUUGGGAGGGAUGUCCCAACUAGAAAUGGGAGCAAUUAUGACCGAUAUCCUUGCUAGACUUGCUCUUUCCGACAUACACCCAUUAAGAAUAUAUAGCUCGUCUUUCAUGACUUCGCUGAACGCCCCUGGUUUCUCAAUCUCCCUUCUCAACGUUUCCGGUGUCUAUCGAUCAUCACGCCCAUCUGCCAUCUACCAUUCAGUUGACAUUCUAGGAUUAUUAGACGACCCGACCGAAGCCCAUUCCUGGGUCGGCCUUCGUCGUUUUUGGUCUUCGGAUGGCCGGAAAGACUUGCGUAGCCAUCAUCGCGCGACAGAAAUGGUGCUGGAUUUGAUGUCGGGGGGAAGUAGAACUUCCAAAACGCAGGAUGAUCAUGCAGAAACGACCUACUGGCAGCAUGCAGACGUGUCGCCUGAGAGAGUGAAAGAAGGGAUAAUAGGAGCAUGUACGGCUGUUCUUGGAGAGGAGACUUUGUUGACACAGUAUGACACCAUCGUGGGGGACGGGGAUUGUGGUACGACGUUCUCGCGGGGGGCAAAAGCAAUUCUGUCAUCCGUUGAAACGCAACAGCUCGAAGUUAGUAAGCUUUCACCAGAUCAGUUAAUCCACCGUAUCGGCGAAAUUCUCGAGGACAACAUGGGUGGGACCAUUGGCGCAUUAUUCGCCAUCUUCUUCACCGCUUGGUCGUCCGCUAUAAAGCGCAUGAUUCACCCAUCCUCAACAUCGGUCUCCUCUGUACGCUUCAUGGACACGCUCUCUGACGCUUUAACCUCCCUUUCCCACCACACAUCGGCCAAACCUGGUGAUAGAACCAUCAUGGACGCAUUAUAUCCGCUAUGUGAUACUACAGUUCCAUUGUCAGAUAGCAGGAAUGCGGAUGAAGUUGGGCUCGAAAGCUCUACGGAGUGUUCCAACGGUAAUCUAGUCGCUGAAGCCUGUCACCGAGCUCACGAAGGAGCCCUUAACACGAGAGGUAUGAAGCCUAAACUGGGACGAGCGGUAUAUGUAGAAUUAAAAGAAGGAUUGGAACUACCCCCAGACCCAGGGGCUUGGGGGGUCGCAGUGCUUGCGAAAGGGUUUUGGGCUGGAUUCUGUGAGCAGGCUAAGGAAUCCUGAAUGACUGUGGGCUCUUGUGAUCGCAUGAAAAUCCAAAUAUAACUGUCACUGUAAAGGACAGUGCCCCAUCGAUGAAUUUUGCUUUACUGCUGACGUGAGGUGUGAGGCCCAAGUACCCAUGGGAUAGCUGAAGUUGACUUUGCAAUUUGCUGGUACUUCUAAUGCUUCGGGAUGGUACAUCCUUGGUCUACAAUAUUUUACACUGCAGAUAUGGAGAGGAUCUCCCGGUCAAUUGUUAUUAAAUAUGAUAAAACUUUGAACGUUACUUAACCCUUGGCCAUUCCAUUACUCGGCGAUAACAUUAGACUUGGUGGAAAAUCUACAUAAUUUUGACCGGUUCCUCAAUACUAGUUAGUAUACAUACAUCGCGCAAUGAUAUUGUUUUCAGAUACUCA
Molecule: messenger RNA, 2666 nt
Organism: Lentinula edodes (shiitake mushroom)
Lineage: Eukaryota; Fungi; Basidiomycota; Agaricomycetes; Agaricales; Omphalotaceae
Product: DAK1/DegV-like protein
Exons: 5
Coding region: 274-2271 (665 amino acids)
Biological process (GO): glycerol catabolic process
Cellular component (GO): cytosol
Molecular function (GO): glycerone kinase activity
Source: RefSeq, a predicted model, not a curated record